Molecule: messenger RNA, 1541 nt
Organism: Micropterus salmoides (largemouth bass)
Lineage: Eukaryota; Metazoa; Chordata; Actinopteri; Centrarchiformes; Centrarchidae
Exons: 6
Coding region: 322-1098 (258 amino acids)
Source: RefSeq, a predicted model, not a curated record
UGAAUAAUAAUUGUAAAAGUUGUAAAUGCACUUUACAUUGAGUGAGCAAUCUCAAAGUGCUACAGUAAAAAAACACUAUAGAUAUACCACUAUCAUUUUUGACAUACGGCUAAAAUUAAAUGAAAAUCAAUUAUCAUAAUCUGCAUUCAAACUGAAAUUCUUAUUGUUGGUUGCCUUUGUGUAAUUUCUCCUUUUUCUUUUCUUUUCUUUCCAGGUCAUCCUGUUCAGUGUCAGGCUAAGAGUGAGGAGAAAUAGAUUAGGUGUGUCAGGUGGGGCCCAGCAGAUUGGCCAGAGGGGGAGACCGAGGCAACGUUGGAGAAUAUGAAGAGGGAUCUGCUGAACAUCUACUCAGGCAUGCCAUCUACUCUCUUUUUGGAGGAAGGAAUGAGUGGGGCAGGGAGAGCAGAACCAAUGAUGGAAAAGACAUACGUCAUCCUGCGGAAAUACCUUAACAAAGUGCCUGCUGCAGCGAUGUCUGAGAUCAAACAGGAAUGGCCAUUUCUCUUCUCUCAGAAAUGCCUAUUCUCACACUUUGGCCUCCUGACGGACGUCGAUGUCCUUCAGAAGCUACAGGAGGCAAUUAGUCGACGAGGACAGACCAUCCUGGAUUACUGUGCAACACUGGACAACCCCAAGAUCCGUGAUGUUCUGGCCUGCUAUGAUCCAGACUCUGACAAGGCUGCCUGCAUCCUGCUGCUCCUAAUGUUGUACUUCAAAGAGCCGAAAGAGAGUUUGAUGCUUGAAGUUGAUCCAUGUGCCACUGCUGUGUACGUCAAUACUGCAGAACUCCCCAGCACCCCCUGCUUGAUCAUUCAAGGUGACAUGAUGAAGCCCUCUGGAUGGCUUAUAUCCAUCGAGGGACAUGUCGUGAUGGGCCCACACCCUUUCUUUUUACAUGGAGUAGCUGCUUUCUUCAGCAGCUAUUACGUCUUCAACCUUGAGUAUCCUGCCUCUGGAUCGUCGACGCUGGAGUUCAUUCAAAGGUGCUUCCUGGGCAUCAAUCCUGAAAGAGGCUCAAAGACCAAGAAGCGGACAACAAUGAACCCUCAUGUGAGCACCCUUUUGAGGAAACUUAUUGACUUUGAGUGGGCAUCAUAGUUUUUGUUUUUUGCAGCGGUAGUUGUCAGGCUCAGUUUUGAGUAGCCUUGUUCUUUUUGUAAUUUUUCAAGACAACUUUGCACUACAAGAUUUUUACACAAUGCUGUUGCAUGUGGACUCAUUAUAAUGUUUGAGACUGAGAGGAGCGCCUCACCCCUUUAAGACAUUCCUUCAUCGCUCUCUCCCUUGCUCUCUUAUAUUGCCAUGAAGGCCUCAUUCCCAUCCUGUCCAUUACUGUUAUUGUGACACAGCUAGUUGAAUAGUUGAAUUGUGAAACAGGUAGUUGAAUUGCAAGUUUGCACAAUUUCUCUGCAUUUUCUGCAUUUUAAGAUGGCUUUUAUGACUAGAAAGUUGAAUUUCUUGAACUCUUGAAGUUCUUGGCAUCUGCUGCACAUUGAAAAAUAUUUAUUUGUUAAUAAAUAUGCCAUUGGGCUAACAUUGAA